GUUGCUGAAGAGAAGAGUUAACUCGUUUCGUUUUGUCAGACACUGUUUUCUGUUGUUUUUGUUUGAGUUUAAAAAUACGGGAUUGUAGCGGCGAAUUCGUCGCUUCCGUGGCAGUUUUGGAAUCGAAAUUUGCCUAAAUCCGUCUUUUAUCCCUUUUAUCUACAGUUGAUCAGUGCGAAUGCGAAGUGCAUUUGCGUGCGUAGUUGAGAAUUUUCCAGUUUGAAAAUGGCAGACGUUGCAAGAAGGCCGCUUCGAUUGACUCGUCGCACUGCUCAGACCGGUUUGGAGUAUGCGGAAAACGCUCUGCCUAACUAUAAGAAUGUGAAUGUGGUGCUUAAAGCGGCGCCAGUCCAACACGUGAGAAGCGCACUGGGCUUGAUUGGCAACAAAAAGGCGACGGCCCAGAUGGUCACCACUGGAAAGGGCGGCCUCGGCGUCAGGAAGCAGAACGAUGCCACGAAAGACAAGCCCGUUUUGGUCAAACCAAAACUGGCAGGAAAGCCUGCAGAGCUGAAGACGGGACUCCCAGUGCGGGAAAAGAAGGAAGCAGUGCCGCCGACCGCCGGCACGACCAAGCCUGGCGUCAUUCGCCGCAUCGCCAACAUCCUGUCUGCCCAGAAAGCGCAGCCAGAAGCCAAGCCCAAGCAGGCGGUGACCCUGGCCGCUCCGAAGACUCGCAUUGCGGUGAAACCGACAGUUAGGCCCAAACCUGGCAGGGUGGAGGCUCAGGGCAGUCAACCCGACUUGAGCGGCUUCUCUCAGGAGGAGAAAGCCAAUCUCGAGAAGUUGAACAAGGCUGACUCUGAGGACGCCCAGUAUGUGGCCAUUUAUGUUCAGGACAUUUUCUCGUACAUGAGGCACCUUGAGGUUGUGUACUGCAUUCCGGAUGCGUAUAUCAAGCAAUGCAAAUUCAUGACGAAUCUGAUGCGUGCGACAGUUGUUGACUGGCUGGUCGGCGUCCACCGCCAGUUCAAGCUGAUGCCUGAGACGCUGUACCUGACAGUUUCCAUCUUUGACAGAUACAUGCUGACUGCCCCGGCUACUCCCAAGUCACAGCUGCAGUUGGUGGGCGUGACCAGCUUGCUGAUCGCGUCCAAAUACGAGGAGAUCCUGUGUCCGACCAUCGCCGACUGCGUCUACGUCACGGACAACACGUACACCAAGAAGCAAGUCGUGGAGAUGGAGUCGAGGAUCCUUGGCGGGCUGGCCUUCAGCAUCGGCCGCCCGUUGCCGCUGCAGUUCCUGCGGCGCUACACCAAGGUUGCCGACGCCACGUACAAGGAGCACUGCGCGGCCAAGUACUUCAUGGAACUGCAGCUGGUGCGCCACGAGAUGUGCCACGUGCGACCUUCGCUGCAGGCCGCGGCCGCCCUGUGCCUCUCGUUGCUGGUCAACCUUGACCAAGAUUUGUACGGCGAGUACAAGCAGGCUGACAAAAGUCCCAGCGACACCCUGAAGCGCCUCUGGAGCCCACCGCUGCAUUACUUCUCUGGAUUUUCCUUUGCCGAGGUCGAGCAGGCCGUCAAGCAACUUGCGCUUGUCGUCCUCAAGGGACACUCGUCCACCUUGCAGAACGUGCGCAAGAAGUACUCGACCAAGAGCGUGUCUGAGACAAGCCAGUUAGUUGAAGGACAUCUGGACAGGAUCAAAUCAAUCAGGGAUUGAAUUGUGUUCAUCAUAUAUGCUAUUUCAACCAAAAUUGUCAUUAAUAUACUGAUUAUGUGUUGAGUUACAAACAGUUUAACCAGCGUCAGAAUUUUGUAAAUACGGUAAAUACAUAGUUUCAAUCUUUGAAUAUGUCCAUUUUUUAUCUGCCCCAGUUGUAUAUCUUUGUACGUCGCCGGAAGCAGCUUACUCGAUCAAAUUGUUGUUAAUUAACACUCGAAUGUAACCCUUUUAAUUAUUUGUACAUUUUCUAUGAAAAUCCGUGUAUUGUAACUGUUUUGAUAUUCGACACUGAAAUUUUGUAUUAUUGUUAGACAAAUUUGUAAAUCUAAAAUUUGCUAAUGCACGUGAUCAAUGAAUCAAAAUUAAUAAUUAUUGACCCUGAUUUUCGAUUUAAGAUGUAAUUAUGCAAAGAGAAAUAAACUCAUAGUGAUAACCUCUAAUCUUA
Messenger RNA from Cloeon dipterum, 2113 nucleotides. Its product is annotated as G2/mitotic-specific cyclin-B2-like. Gene Ontology annotation, cellular component: nucleus; cytoplasm; cyclin-dependent protein kinase holoenzyme complex. Gene Ontology annotation, biological process: regulation of cyclin-dependent protein serine/threonine kinase activity; mitotic cell cycle phase transition. Gene Ontology annotation, molecular function: cyclin-dependent protein serine/threonine kinase regulator activity. The transcript has 6 exons. The record is from RefSeq and is a predicted model, not a curated record. NCBI's taxonomy places the organism in Eukaryota, Metazoa, Arthropoda, Insecta, Ephemeroptera, Baetidae. The coding region runs from base 226 to 1665 and encodes 479 amino acids.